AUGUUAGGCAUCUCAUUCCGGGUGGGUUCAGCAGAAGCCGCGCCGGGUCGGGUGGGCGCAAGGGAGGAGGAUUCAGGUACGGGGCCGCACCGAGGCGGCCUGGAGCAGGGAAAGUCUGGCCGGCCGUCGGGAGUCGGGAUGGGUGCGGGGACCGAGGGCAGAGAUCCUGAAGAGGGCCCAGAAGGGCAAGGGCGGGGAGACCCAUCCCUUCUCCUCGCCAUCACUGUUAUUGGGCUGACGGUGCUCAUGUUGGCCUUGAAGACCAAGAACUCAAGGAGAAGGAAGGUUGUCACCUUACAGGACCCUGAAACCAAGUACCCUCUGCCCUUGAUUGAGAAAGAGCAAAUCAACCACAACACCCGGAGGUUCCGCUUUGGCCUGCCCUCGACAGCCCAUGUCUUAGGGAUCCCUGUAGGUAAUCAUGUCCAUUUUUUGGCUAAAAUUGAUGAUGAUUUGGUGAUCAGGGCUUACACCCCUGUCUCCAGUGAUGAUGACCAAGGCUUUGUGGACUUCAUUAUAAAGAUCUACUUCAAAAAUGUACACCCUAAGUAUCCUGAAGGAGGGAAGAUGACUCAAUACUUGGAGAAUAUGAAAAUAGGGGACACUAUGCUUUUUCGAGGGCCAACGGGGUGCCUGGUCUACCAUGGUCUAGGGAAUUUUGCAGUCAGACCAGACCUAAAAAGUGAACCUGAAAAAAAACGGGUCCGUCACCUGGGAAUGAUUGCUGGGGGCACAGGUAUUACGCCCAUGCUGCAGCUCAUUCGCAACAUCACCAAGAACCCUCGGGACAAGACUGAGAUGGCCCUCAUCUUUGCCAACCAGACAGAGGAAGAUAUCUUGGCGAGAGUGGAGCUUGAAGAGAUUACCAAAACUCAUUCAGAUCAAUUCAAGCUGUGGUACACCCUGGACAGGCCUCCCAGUGGCUGGAGGUAUGACUCAGGCCUCAUUACUGCCAACAUGGUCAAGGAGUAUCUCCCUCCUCCUGGGGAGGCCACACUCAUCCUGGUGUGUGGCCCACCCCUCAUGAUCCAGCUAGUUGUUCACCCGAACCUGGAGAAACUGGGCUAUUCCAAGGACAUGAUUUUCACCUACUAA
Messenger RNA from Chrysochloris asiatica (Cape golden mole), 1095 nucleotides. Its product is annotated as NADH-cytochrome b5 reductase 2-like. The transcript has 9 exons. The record is from RefSeq and is a predicted model, not a curated record. Gene Ontology annotation, molecular function: FAD binding; oxidoreductase activity. Gene Ontology annotation, cellular component: mitochondrion. NCBI's taxonomy places the organism in Eukaryota, Metazoa, Chordata, Mammalia, Afrosoricida, Chrysochloridae. The coding region runs from base 1 to 1095 and encodes 364 amino acids.